CCAGCCAGCGUAGGGAUGUCUUCGGAGGGGAUGAAGGAGUUUGUGAUGUUCAACGUGUCCGGGGCCAUCGGAACAGCCCUGUUCUAUGCCCUCUACACAGCGCUGGUGUGGGCGUACCCGGUCGAGUGGCCGUACCCGGCGACAGCGGCAUGGGUCGGCUCGUACACGCCGUCCAUCGCCUGGCAGCACGUCCUGCAUCAACUCUUUGUCUUUGGCACACCCGAGGGCGGAUCGGUUCUCUCUGGUCUGGGCAAGACCUACGUGGUGUACUCGGCCUCGCUGGUGGGAUCUACCGCCAUCAACUGGCUCGCCGUGGAGAAGCUCAGCGUCGCCGCCAACGCCGCCUUUGUCCUCGGCCUGGUCAUCACGGGCGCCAUCAACUUUGUGGCUUCCAAGUACUGGGCCUUUGCCGACGAUGGCUCCGGUGGUGAUGAUAAGGACGACUAA
Thecamonas trahens ATCC 50062 is the source of this 447-nucleotide messenger RNA. RefSeq lists its product as uncharacterized. Gene Ontology annotation, biological process: polysaccharide biosynthetic process. Gene Ontology annotation, cellular component: plasma membrane. The transcript has a single exon. The record is from RefSeq and is a predicted model, not a curated record. The coding region runs from base 16 to 447 and encodes 143 amino acids. NCBI's taxonomy places the organism in Eukaryota, Apusomonadida, Apusomonadidae.